Molecule: messenger RNA, 4564 nt
Organism: Cornus florida
Lineage: Eukaryota; Viridiplantae; Streptophyta; Magnoliopsida; Cornales; Cornaceae
Product: disease resistance protein RPV1-like
Exons: 5
Coding region: 237-4382 (1381 amino acids)
Biological process (GO): signal transduction; defense response
Molecular function (GO): protein binding; ADP binding
Source: RefSeq, a predicted model, not a curated record
GCAUUCAUUGUAUCCUUCUUUUUAGAACAAGCUACGUACUGUGACGGUGAAGGCUCUUUCAAAGGAGUUAGCAGUCGGUAUUAAAAGAUUCCAUUUUAUUCGGCCAUAAAAAUCCGUCAGAAGCAAAAAUUGCCACAAAUUUGCGAGACAUCGAUCCAUUUUCUCCGUAAUGUCGUCUAACUGAGUGUCAUAUCGUGCCGUUUUUCGCUGGCAACGUAGUAGUGACUCCGGCCAUAAUGGCCGACGUCGACGACCCGUGGUCGUCGUCGCCGUCGACUUCAACGCCGUCGUUCCGGUUCCGGUGGGACGUGUUCCUCAGCUUCAGAGGCGAAGACACUCGCCACACCAUCACCGACCGCCUCUACACGGAGCUCGUACGGAACGGAGUUCGAACGUUCCGCGACGAGGAAGGUCUCGGCCGCGGCGACGAGAUCGCUCCGAGUCUCCUGACGGCGAUAGACGAGUCGGCCGCUUCGAUCGCCAUCAUAUCGGAGAACUACGCGUGGUCGAGGUGGUGCCUUGAAGAGCUCGCCAAGAUCACCGAGUGCCGGAAGCUGAUUCUUCCGGUGUUUUACAAAGUCGAUCCCUCUGAUGUUAGGAGACAAAAAGGACCAUUCGGAGCGGCUUUUGACAACUUAGAGCAGCGAUUCGGAGAAGAACAGGUCGCGAGAUGGAGGAAAGCCAUGAAAAAAGCCGGUGAUACCUCCGGUUGGGAUUCCAGGCGCUGGGAAGAAGAACGGUUAAUCCAAAAUUUAGUCAAGAACGUUUUGACUAAACUAAGUAAUAUACCAUUGGGCGUUGCUAAAUAUCCAGUUGGACUUAAUUCUCGUCUUGAAAAAUUGAUAGGAAUGUUAGAUGUUAAAGCUAACGGUGUCCGAGCCGUUGGUUUUUAUGGAAUGGGUGGGGUUGGCAAGACCACCCUUGCCAAGGCUCUUUACAAUAAACUUGUCAUUCACUUCAAACGGCAUAGCUUUAUUUCAAAUGUAAGAGAAAUUUCGCAACAGCAUAAUGGUUUAACAUCUCUCCAGAACAAACUUAUUGGUGAUCUUUCCCCGAAUUCUACGCCAAGCGUAAAUGAUGUUAGUAGAGGUAUCAUUUCAAUCAAGGGGGUUAUUCAUGAGGAGCCAAUUCUUCUUGUUCUAGAUGAUGUUGAUGAUGUAAGCCAACUUGAUGCUCUAGCUGGUGCUAGAGAUUGGUUCUACGAAGGCAGUCGAAUCAUUAUCACCACAAGAGAUAAGGAAAUUCUACUUGAAAAAAUUGUAAAUAAAUUCUAUGAGGUAGAAGAGUUGACUUCUUCUGAGUCGCUUCAACUUUUCAGUUAUCAUGCAUUUGGAAGAGAGCAACCCCCGCCACAGUUUAUGAACGUCUCUGAGAAAAUUGUGUCGCUCACAGGUAGACUGCCGCUUGCUCUGGAGGUAUUUGGUUCUUUUUUGUUUGACAAGAGGAGGAUAAAGGAAUGGGAAGAUGCAUUGCACAAGUUGAAACGAAUUCGUCCUGGUCAACUUCAAGAUGUGUUGGAGAUAAGUUUCAAUGAGCUAGAUGAUCAAGAAAAGUGGAUAUUUCUUGACAUUGCAUGUUUUUUUGUUAAUAAGAGAAUGGAAAGAGAAGAUGCUAUUGACAUAUUUAAGGGCUGCGGUUUUAAUGCUGAAAUAGCAAUCACUGUCCUCACAGGAAAAUCUCUCAUUAAGAUCAUUGAUGGCAAUAUUUUGUGGAUGCAUGAUCAACUUAGAGACAUGGGAAGACAAAUAGUUCAGUGCGAAAACCCUGAAGAUCCUGGCAUGCGUAGCAGGCUGUGGGAUCAUGAUGAAAUAAUGGACGUUUUGAAGAAAGACAAGGGAACAAGAAACAUUCAAGGGAUCACCCUUGACGUUGAGAAGAAGCAUGAUUUAAGUUCUGAACAAAUCUGUUGGGCAAACUUUCAAACAAGCCCUGGUUUGGCAUCUGCAUAUUCAUACUUAAAGGAAAUAUACAAGAAAUAUUCUGGCCAUGGGGCAGAGGAGGAGAAAGAUGUGAUACUUUGCACUAAAGCUUUUAAAUCUAUGCUUCACCUAAGGCUUCUUCAGAUUAAUCAUGUGAAAUUGGUUGGAAAUUUUAAAUUACUACCUGCUGAGUUGAAGUGGCUGCAAUGGAAAGGAUGCCCUUUGAAAACUCUUCCUUCUGAGUUUCGCUCCGGGGAUCUUGCUGUCCUUGAUCUCUCAGAAAGCAAUAUUACACAAGUGUGGGGUUGGAGAUGGUGGGACUGGGGUUGGAGAUGGUGGUACUGGAACAGGAACAAGAUGGCUGAGAAGUUGCUGGUUAUGAAGCUCCAUGAUUGCCCCUUUCUUACUGAAAUCCCUGAUCUAUCUGGGCUCCCUUUGGAGAAAUUGAUUCUUAAAAAUUGCAAGGGACUAGUUAAGAUGCAUAUAUCAGUUGGGGAUUUAAGUACAUUAACGCACCUGAACUUGAAAGGCUGUUGGAACCUUGUGGAAUUUCCGAGCGAUAUCUCUGGAUUGAAACACCUUGAGAACCUUGUUCUCUCUGGUUGCUUGAAACUGGAAGAACUACCAGAAGACAUGAGCAGUUUGAAAUUCUUAAGGGAGCUGCUCAUCGAUGAGACAGCAGUAGUAAAGCUUCCGGACUCUAUAUUUCGCCUGAAGAAGCUUGAAAUAUUCAGUUUAACUGAUUGCAAAUCAUUGAAACAACUACCUGGUUUCAUAGGGAAAUUGACUUCCCUGAGAGAGCUUUUCCUUGAUGGUUCUGCUUUAGAGGAAAUGCCUGAUUCUGUUGGAGAGUUGGCAAAUCUUGAGAAGCUAAGUUUGAGGAGAUGUAGGUCACUCACUUCAAUUCCUGAUUCAAUUGGCAAUCUCAAAUCUUUAAUUGAACUUUUUCUUGACAGAAGUUCAAUAGAGAAACUGCCAGAUUCUGUUGGUUUAUUAUCCCUUUUAAAGAACCUCACAGUUGGUCAUUGUCGAUGCCUGGGGAAAUUGCCCACUUCCAUAGAAGGAUUAGCAUCUUUAGUUUGGCUCGAGUUAAAAGAGACAUUAAUUACGGAAGUACCAGAUCAGUUAGGCGCCUUGACCACUCUUGAGAAGCUUGAGAUGGGAAACUGCGAGUCGCUUAAAUGUUUACCAAAGUCAUUAGGUAACAUGUCAAAUCUAACUAAUUUGUCUCUGGAUAAUGCCAUAAUAACAGAGUUGCCAGAAACCAUAGGGUCGUUGGAAAGACUUGAAGUGUUGAAAUUGAACAAUUGUAAAUAUCUUCGAACACUACCAGCUUCAAUUGGAAGAUUGAAACGUUUGCGUUACUUCCUCAUGUCUGAAACUGCUGUGACAGAAUUACCUGAAGAAUUUGGGAUGCUUUCAAGCUUAAAAAUAUUAAAAAUGGGAAAACAGCCAUAUUCAGAGCAGAAAGAUUCAGCUGAACAGGAAAACCUCAAGCUAGCUGUUCUUCCAAUGUCAUUUUCAAAUCUCUCUUUAUUGGAAGAACUGGUCGCUUUUGCUUGGAGAUUGUCUGGCAAAAUUGCUGAUGAUUUUGAAAGGUUAUCAUCAUUGGAAAAUUUGAAUCUUGGUCACAAUAAUUUUUGCAGCCUCCCAUCUAGCUUGAAGGGUCUUUCCAUUCUCAAAAAUUUGUGUUUGACCCAAUGUAAAGAGCUCAAGUUUCUCCCUCCACUUCCAUCAAGUUUGAUUAAGUUGGAUCUUGCAAAUUGUACUGCAUUGGAGAGUAUAUCAGAUCUUUCUAAUUUGGAGAGUUUGCUGGAGCUAUGGCUUACAAAUUGCAAGAAGUUGACAGAUAUUCCUGGCCUGGAACGCUUGAAGUCUUUGAGAGUGUUGUGUACUGGUGGUUGCAAUGCUUGCUCUCCGGCAGUAAAGAGAAGACUUGCUAAGGUAGCUUUAAAGCAUUUGAGCACUUUGAGCAUUCCUGGGACAAAGAUUCCAGAGUGGUUUGUUCAAGAAAUACAUAGUUUCUCAAGUCGCAGAAACUGUGAACUCAAAGGUGUGAUUAUAGGUGUUGUAGUCUCUCUUGACCAGCAAACACAGGAUGAUUACAGACGUCGACUCCCAGCAAUAGUGGAUAUUCAAGCGAAGUUGAUCAGACUUAACGGCCCAUUACACAAUGCCACUACCACACUCAAAUUAUAUGGAAUCCCUGACACAGAUGAAGAUCAUCUCUACCUGGUUCGUUUUCAGGAGUUUCAUCAGUUUGUUCGUAUGUUGAGUGAUGGUGAUAAGAUACAGAUUGCAACGAGACCGACACCAUUCUUUAAUGGAUUAAAGCUGAAGAAGUAUGGGAUUUAUUUGGUUUACGAAAAUGAAGAUGACAAUGACGACGAUGAUGAAGAACAAUUCAGUGAAUCCCAGCAGUCAGUGUCAAAGAAAAUAGCCAAGUUUCUAAGCUCACUAUAACUAUGGUCAUUAUUGAGCAUUAUAAUGUUGUAGUUCUGUGUGUUUGUGUGUGUGUGUGUUUUUGGGUGCUUCGUUCUGUUUGGAAAACGAUACUCGUUACAUUGCAUUAUAUUUCAUAACUUUGUAAUUUCAUGUAUCUUAUUUUUAUAGAGUUGGAAUUCUGGGGUGGUUUUUCAUUGACA